Doryrhamphus excisus (bluestripe pipefish) is the source of this 3794-nucleotide messenger RNA. RefSeq names its product FKBP prolyl isomerase like (gene fkbpl). Lineage: Eukaryota; Metazoa; Chordata; Actinopteri; Syngnathiformes; Syngnathidae. The record is from RefSeq and is a predicted model, not a curated record. Gene Ontology annotation, molecular function: protein binding.
ACUGCUUAAUAUAUCAGAUUUAGCUGUGAGCUGGAGAUAAAUCCGUAGAAUGAUAACAUUUCUUCUUUCUUUUGUAAAACCUAAUUUAAAAAACGAAUAACUGUUACUGUCGCAGACAUUUUGUUAUGACGUCAGGGUAAACAUGAGACCACGUGACACAACCAGGAAGUGUGAGGAAAGCUAGACCGUCUGAAUUCACAAGGCUGGUUAAAGUCUAGCCUUCGUAGACCGGGUGGGCUACUGGAUUCGUAGGAUGCAGUGCACGGAUUCUAACACAGGCACUCAACACUUUUUAACGAGAGUCUGUGCCGGCCUCUCCUAACUGAAGAUAUGGAUUCAGUUAAUGGUGAUCAUGAUGACGGUGAGACCACCUCUUGGGUGACGGUGUGUCCCAGAGGCCUCUGGACGGUCCAGAAGAAGCUAACCCAUUCUGGAAGUCAACACAUUUAUUCUAACAACGGAGAAGUGUUGUCAUCUGGCGACAAACCAAGAUUGGGUUCCGUGUGCCACGUCCGCGUGAACCUCAAAACCAACAUGGAUGAUGCAGGAACAUUUGGAAAACGAUCUGAGACCAGCCAAGGACACCGACUUGAUGCUCCAGGAGCAAAGUGUCCAAGGUGUCGGGACUCUGUGCUGCAGGUCCCACUGGGUGACUGGACCACACUACGACUCGGGGAGGGUCAUUGUGAUGUCACAGAAUCCUGUUUGGAGGGGAUGAGCGCUGGGGAGACAUGUGAGAUACGUCUCACUCCGGUAAAAGGAGCGGAUAUUUCAAACUCUCAGCCUGUGCAGGAAAUAUGUGCCACAGUGGAGCUCCGAGCUUUCACAUCAGGAAAGGAGUCCUGGGAGAUGUCGCCUGGUGAAAAAUGGCAGUGGGUGAGGUCCCACAAGGACAGAGGCGGGGAGAGAUUCAGAAGUGGAGACGUGUGGGGAGCGGCGGACAGCUACAGUCGAGCCCUCAAGCUCGUCAUCGCUCUCCGCGGAUGCGAGGUGGAUAGAGAAGAGCGAGACGUAGAAGAACAAAGAGUCACGUACACUGAAGACGAAACGCGCUCUCCGACCGUUAACCAACUCCAAAGUCUAAAAGCCGAACUUCACUCCAACUUGUCGUUGUGUCAGCUCAAACUCAAACAGCCAGAGCGGGCCAAGGAAAGCGCUGCUAAGGCUACGCGGCUGGAACCGGGCGGGGCCAAAGCGUGGUACCGACUCGGACAAGCCUGCCAGAUGGUGAACGAGCUUGAGGAGGCCCGAGUGGCGUUCAGAGAACUGCUGAAGCUGCAGCCAGAAUCCGCUGCCGCUGUGAAGGCGCUUAAAGAAAUAGCAAGUAAAGAGAAGCAGACAAACGCAGAGUUUGGAAAGAGGCUAAGUAAAAUGUUUAGCUAACGAUUAUCGAGCAGAAAUGAGCCAUUUGGAAGACAGGAUAUAAAACUUCAUUUUGAGUAGAAUUAAAAUCGGUUCAUACUUUUUCAAUAAAACUAUAUAUCUCAAAAUGUAUAUUAACAGUGCAUGUUACUAAUAGUACUUUGCACUUGACUAGUAUUACAAUAUGCAAGAAUGACAAAUCAUAUUGUAGUUACUAAAAUGUUUAUUUCGGUAUCAAUCAACAAUGAUACUGACCCAUCCAUCCAUUUCUAUGCUGCUGGAGCCUAUCCCAGCUAUAGACAAACAACCAUUCACACUCACAUUCAUACCUAUGGGAAAUUUGGAGUCGCCAAUUAACCUAGCAUGUUUUUUUUUUUAAUGUAGGAGGAAACUGGAGUACCCAGAGAAAACCGAUUCACGCAUAGGGAGAACAUGCAAAUUCCACACACAGAUAAUUUAUUUUAUUAUAUUUAUAUAAUAUUAUAUAUUAUAUAAUAUUUAUAUUAAUAUUAUAUAAUAUAUAAUUAAUAUUCAUUCAUUCAUUUUCUACCGCUUUUUCCUCAUGAGGGUCGCGGGGGGUGCUGGAGCCUAUCCCAGCUGUCUUCGGGCGAGAAGACUGGUGGCCAGCCAAUCACAGGGCACAUAUAGACAAACAACCAUUCACACUCGCAUUCAUACCUAUGGACAAUUUGGAGUCGCUAAUUAACCUAGCAUGUUUUUUGUGGAAUGUGGGAGGAAACCGGAGUACCCGGAAAAAAAAAACACACAAACUCCACACAGAAAUGUCCGAGGGUGGGGAAAGACAAAAUAAGUAGCCAAAAAGUUACCACUUCCACACAAAAUAGGAGAACUCAUUCAUUCAUUCAUUCAUUUUCUACUGCUUUUCCUCACAAAAAGCAGUAGGUGCUGGAGCCUAUCCCAGCUGUCUUAUUCGGGCGAGAGGCGUGGUCCAAUCACAUGGCACAUAUAGACAAACAACCAUUCACACUCACAUUCAUACCUAUGGACAAUUUGGAGUCGCUAAUUAACCUAGCAUGUUUUUUGUGGAAUGUGGGAGGAAACCGGAGUACCCGGAAAAAAAAAAACACACAAACUCCACACAGAAAUGUCCGAGGGUGGGGAAAGACAAAAUAAGUAGCCAAAAAGUUACCACUUCCACACAAAAUAGGAGAACUCAUUCAUUCAUUCAUUCAUUUUCUACUGCUUUUCCUCACAAAAAGCAGUAGGUGCUGGAGCCUAUCCCAGCUGUCUUAUUCGGGCGAGAGGCGUGGUCCAAUCACAUGGCACAUAUAGACAAACAACCAUUCACACUCACAUUCAUACCUAUGGACAAUUUGGAGUCGCUAAUUAACCUAGCAUGUUUUUGGAAUGUGGGAGGAAACCGGAGAAAACCCACGCAUGCACGGGGAGAACAUGCAAACUCCACACAGAGAUGUGCCGAGGGUGGGAAUUGAACCCUGGUCUCCUAGCUGUGAGGUCUGCGCGCUAACCUAUAAUUAAUAUUAUAUAAUAUAAUUAUAUUGUGAAAUAAUUAAUUAAUUAUUUUAUAAUUAUAAUUAAUCCAGUCUCUUGUAUAGCAUCAGUGUGUCCUUUAAUCACAUGUCCUCCUAAUGUUUCUUCUGCUUUUUAAUCCCAUCUGUAUGUCUCUGAGCCGCUGUCACUUGUCUCCAUGCGUCCACGAUGAGCGCCAGCGGUAUAAUUAUCCACAAAAAGUUCAGAAACACAAAGUAGAACCAGAAGUAGACGGGGUGUCCGAGCUCGCUGUGAGAGUAGCCUUCUCUGUGCUCUAUGAAGAAAUACAGCACCGCUCCGUACAGCUGACCUGGAAUCGGAUUACGGUGCGUAUUAAUACGUUGUUGCAAUAUAAUGUAAACAAUUCACCACAAAUUGCACCAUUCUUACCAAGUGAAAGUACGAGCUGCAAGACGUAUCUGUAGGGCUUGUUAGUUAAGAAGGCAAACACGGCCCAAAAGCUGAACGGUCCCCAUAGCCAUGCAGUCACAGUCUCCAUACAAAUUGUGAAAUUAUCACCUCUAGACACAAAAGAAACAUUCUUAGAACACAAUUUAGCAAUCAUUCCAGCUAUAUUAGAACUGCGUGUAAAUAUACUCACAUUACAUAUCGACUGUCGCCUUUGGAGUACUCUUUCCCUGAGAGAGAGAGGUGAAAUAGAUAAUGAUAGUAGUGAAAUUGAAUGUGCAUGAGUGACAAGUGAACCGCAUUUUUACCACCAAUUUGUUUUGGUUGUAUACAGUGUAGAAAAUCCUAUCUUACAGUCAGUAAUUUGCCGGAAAUAGCAACAUGCAAUGCCAUUGUGGAACAUUUUUUUAACCAUAUUUUAAGUCAGUGCUGCCAUAUGUUCGGUUGAAGUUAUUUCUUCCCAUUAUGCUCAUGGGCCUGAGAUGUUUUUUUCAGCAGCCCCAAAAAAGCUU